UCGCAAUGAACCCAACAAUCACAUGGGCUGUUUGCAGGCAUCCAAGAUGUCACAUACAUCCACUCCUCCAAAAACAAGCACUACCAUACUAUAGUGCUAUCCCGUUUGCAUCUACCGUACUCUAUCCAAUUGCCAGCCAGCUAGCUAGAAGAACACAACAAUGAGCUUUGUGGCGCGUGGCGGUCUCGUGUUGGCGGCAGUGCUGCUGCUGCUUCGUUUCGUCCAAGUCGAUGGUUUUAUUAUGGGCAGAAUCAUGUCGACGAGGCAGGACAAGGUCAUCACCAAGAUGCCGGCGGUUCCUACGUCCCUUCUCGGCGAAGAGACCGCGUCCCGUCUUCGCAAGGACUAUCGGGAUUUGCGAGAAGCCUUUCACUACCAAGCACAGUACUUUCAACAGGCCACGAGAAGUCAAAACGAGUUGACGGAAGAUUGUCUGGAACAGGCCGCGUACAUGGCUCACUUGCAACGAUUCCAGCAAGAGCAAGCGGCUGAUGUGGCGAAUCGGGAUCACCUGCAUGCCUCCAGCCAGUUGGAAAAGAUUCGAGAUGAAUGGGAACGUUUGCACCACGACAAGAUUGUUCAAGACUUUGAAAUGGAACUAGCGCAAGCCGAAGAAGCCCGGGCUCAUGAUCGAGCACAAUGUGCCUUCAAGCUGUUGGGUCUGGUGGAAAAGAGCGAGUGGGACCUCAAGGAAGCCCUCCAUGAGCUGCGCUUGGCCAACAACAUGGACAGUGCCUGUGAAGCCGAGUUGCGCAAGCAUCAUGCCGUGCUUCGUUCCUUCAAGGCUCGGUUGAUUGACCACGACCCUUUCAAGGGAAACGUGGCCUUUUAAAGCUUACUUGGGCUGUUGCUAUGCUACUAGCUAGCUGGUAUAAGACCAUCUUCAGUGUACCGCUACCUGUACCCAUCAAAUCGAGAGUCCCAGGUGGAACAUGCCCCCCAAAUGAAACACGGCCAUCCAGCAGGGUCAUUGAUAACUGAAUGUACGGAAGCAGCCAUGCAUACAGAGUACAUGUAGUUCAUUUAUUUCUAAAAAGCUUAGUCUAUUUCUACAACUCUUGA
Molecule: messenger RNA, 1062 nt
Organism: Seminavis robusta
Lineage: Eukaryota; Bacillariophyta; Bacillariophyceae; Naviculales; Naviculaceae
Source: the annotation of a GenBank genome assembly